AUGUUUAACACAUUCCAGGUGAUUACCUCUUCGGAAAUCGCCACGACCGGCAGAGGUGGACGGCCGCAGAGGAGCCCUCGACGUAUUUCCACAGCCAAUGCAUGCGUUGAAUGCAGAAGGCGAAAAAUCCGCUGCGAUGGCCUGCAGCCCUGUGCACAAUGCGAAUGGUUCAGGAUCCCGGAUCGAUGCAUGUACUCGAAACCCACACAGAGGGUGGUGCCUCCGAAGAGAAUAGUCGAGAGACUGCAGUCGCAAGUCGAUCAAUAUCAAGCAAUUGUCGCACAAUUGUUCCCCGGUAAAGAUCUCCAAGAGGUCGUUGCCUUGUCCCGAGACGGAAUGAUCGAUCUGGCGAUGAACUUGUCAGCAGCGGGCACAUGCCGUGAUCACCACCAUGGUCGCCCACUUGCACGGCUGCAAAGCGUCAGCAAGUCCGAGGGGAUGAAUAAUGGUCACGAUGCGUCCGAGGAGACUCCAGAUCAAUGUCUGGAAUUGGAAGACUUGAAGCGCCUGCACGACAUUAUCCAAGGUACACCCGAUGAUAUUGUCCAAGGACUGUCCUUGGUCGAUGAAGCCUCGUCGUCGUACGUCGGAGUCUCGAGCAUUACCACCGCGAUCAAAGUGAUGUUCGAAACUGUCCCUAGGGCUCGUUCAUUCAUAAUGCCAGCGCAAACUGUUGGUUCGAGCGUCGAAGGCACAUGCUCGCGGCCCCAUGACCUGGAUCCAGACCCAGACGAAUUGCCACCGGAAAGUAUCGGCAUCAAACUCAUCGACUCUUAUUUCGCACAUGUACACAUCCUUAUGCCAAUGCUGGACGAAGAAAGCUUCCGAUACCGCUAUCAGCAUCAAUCGCGACGAGAUCCACCCUGGUUAUGUCUAUUGAACAUGGUCUUUGCACUUGGCUCACUGUCGCGCUCGACAUGUGACAGCGAGGAGCAUCUCGUUUACUACCAACGUGCUCGAAAGCACAUGGAUACGGAGACUUUCGGCAGCGGUAAUCUUCUAACCUUGCAGGCGUUUGCAUUACUUUCGGGUUGUUAUCUCCGUUUUCUGAACCGAUCAAACGAAGCAUACGCCAUAAUGGGUGCAACGCUCAGAAUGGCAAUCGCCCAAGGGCUGCAUCGGGACAGUGAAGCCCCACCAACUGUGAGUGUAGCAUGCCAGGGCGACGCAGAAACAACCACGGAAGCACGCAGGCGGACGUGGUGGACACUUUAUGUCCUCGAUACCUGGGCUAGCAGUACCACAGGGCAACCUUUACUCGGCAGAGCUGUUGCAGGGAUGACGACUCGUUUUCCUCGAUUGCCAGAGCAAUUGGACGAUACACAGCAUACAGGACUUCUUCCGUUGAGGCAUAAUGUCGCAUACUGCAAACUGGCCACCAAGGUGCAAGAUGCAGUUGCUGCUAAUAUCACGAUACCAUUCGAAGAGCUUCAGGCUCUAGAUAUAGAGCUCGAAAGGUGGCACGAGGAGCUCCCUCCAAUACUGCGGGAUGCCAUUGAACGACACUGUCCAGGAGUGCUGCUGACGCCGCGAGCCAUCAUGCACUGGCGCUAUCAGAAUCUCAAGCUAUUGAUGUGCAGGCCCACACUGCUUGCCACUGCAUUGCGCGGAUCUUCUUGGUCGACUAUGUCAGCUGACCAACGCCUGAUCGUUGGUAGAUGUCGCAUGUUCGCGACCCAGACAAUAGCAGAUAUUGAGACUUCAUGCCAGGAGAACUUAGUUGCAGGUGGGCACGCCGUGUGGAUGAUGUACCAAGCGGUGAUGGUGCCACUCGUCUCGCUAUACUCCAAUCUGGCGCGGCCAUCCGCUAGCGACGACGAAAUCGAGAGCUGGGAACAAGACGUGGAGAAAGCGAUCACUUUCUUCGACAGGAUGCAGCCCUGGUCGCUCGCAGCGGGCAAGUGUCGAGACACUGUGCAACAGCUCUAUAAUGCCAUGAAGCUCGUUGCACAGGAGUCAGUGGCACCUCGACCCCAGGCAGAUGCUAGUGCGCCAUUGUCGACCGUCUGCGAGCCACAAACCAUGGUGCAGCACGAUUCCGUGCACAUCGCCGAGACUAUCAGUCCCAACAUCAACAGCGACGCCGUCAUGACCGACUUUUGGGACGAUAUGAUGAGAGAACUGCCGAAUUGUUUCAACCCCCAGUACGAAUGGUGGACCCCACAAGAUUGGCCAUCGUAG
This is a messenger RNA of Sphaerulina musiva SO2202, 2181 nucleotides long. RefSeq lists its product as uncharacterized. NCBI's taxonomy places the organism in Eukaryota, Fungi, Ascomycota, Dothideomycetes, Mycosphaerellales, Mycosphaerellaceae. The record is from RefSeq and is a predicted model, not a curated record. Gene Ontology annotation, molecular function: DNA-binding transcription factor activity, RNA polymerase II-specific; RNA polymerase II cis-regulatory region sequence-specific DNA binding; zinc ion binding. The coding region runs from base 1 to 2181 and encodes 726 amino acids. The transcript is spliced from 4 exons. Gene Ontology annotation, cellular component: nucleus. Gene Ontology annotation, biological process: DNA-templated transcription; positive regulation of transcription from RNA polymerase II promoter by galactose.